Messenger RNA from Drosophila ananassae, 7592 nucleotides. It is a transcript of the gene Sptz, whose product is annotated as zinc finger FYVE domain-containing protein 26 homolog. Bases 522 to 7223 code for a protein of 2233 amino acids. Gene Ontology annotation, cellular component: midbody; centrosome; lysosomal membrane. Gene Ontology annotation, biological process: regulation of cytokinesis; mitotic cytokinesis; double-strand break repair via homologous recombination. NCBI's taxonomy places the organism in Eukaryota, Metazoa, Arthropoda, Insecta, Diptera, Drosophilidae. Gene Ontology annotation, molecular function: metal ion binding; phosphatidylinositol-3-phosphate binding. The transcript has 7 exons. The record is from RefSeq and is a predicted model, not a curated record.
AAGAUACUACAUUUUUAAUUAAAUAUAAUAGAAAUCAUUUUUGAUUAAAAUAUGAAGAACGGUCGAUAUAAUAAUUUUUAUUAGGAAGAAUUCAGCUUUGGCGGUUACAGCAAGUUGGCAUGCCCACGAUAUAUAGGCGUACACAUAUGUAAGCGCAACAUCUAGUCUUUGUUAUUGAAUUUUGAGUUCGAAGAUCGGUGGAGCCGGACUAUUUGAUCGACUCCAGCCUGACCGUAGAUAAUAUGCGGGUGUCGCUUAUCACGUACCAUUGGAGAACUGAAGCUGAAGCCCGAACAGCUGCUCUGCGGACAAAAACAAAAGCAGACGCAGAAACAGAACAGAAGCUACAAACAAUAGCCCAAGAUAGAAGCGAAAUCCGCAAUCAGCAGUGAAUGCCGAGCACUGAUCACGGCACAUUGAGACCCACUUAGAAGUCAGGAGGCCGAGCAAUGAACCAUCCGUUGUAGAACCGUAGAAAAUACCAGAGCUGUGCAGUCGCUAGGAGCAACAGGUGCCCGAAAAUGUCUCAACCGGAGGACCAGAAUGUUCGUCAGCUGCUAGGCUUGCUGCCCAAGGACCAGAGAAAAGUUUUCGAGACCUUUAUACAGUGGUUAAAUGGUACGGCCACUGGAGCUGCUCAUUUCUACCAAAGCGAAGUCCAAUCAUUACUCCAGUCCCACCCCUAUCCCUCCCUGCAGUUGCUGAAACUGCUACACGAUCGUUCCAAGUUGCACAUUGGUCACAUCAUCAGCUUUGUGCUGCGGCAGUUCCUAGAUGAAGAUGUCUCAUCCCCAAGAGCCCUUUGUGUGCUGGCUAACUUUCCGGGAAGUAUAUUGGAGGCGGCGACCCUGCGGCACAAACUGAUGACGCGUCUGGCCAGUGAUUCACCCAACAACGAGCAUCUGAUGCUAGCCCUGUUAUCGCGAAAUGAGGGUCAACUCCUGGAGGAUUUAAUACAGGAACAGGAGCUAACGAUGCGAAGGCAGUGUAGUGAGGUAGCGCCGUCCAGACAACUGGUUCUGUGGCUGGCCCUUAGUCAGAGAGAGCACUUUGUGGCCAGCUUGUGUCAGAAUCUUAAGGAUUUUGAGUGCUUUGAAGACCGCACAUUGAGAAACACCCUGUUAAUCCUGCGACUGGCCAAUGAGUUUGCUUUGGGCACCCAAACCAUUGACGAACUAGGCUGUCUGGAUAAGAGCCUGGCGGAGUUUGAUGUAACUGCUGUUCCCGAAGAGCUGAGAAAAGUGCACCAGUUUUUCUAUGCAGACUUUCAGCGCUUAUCCACGCUGCUUAAUUUUCUCAGGCCGCGAGAUGUAAGCAAAACCCUCAAAGUUGACUCAUUGUUACGAGCACCGAGCGUGCUGUCACUGAUUCAUGACCAAGGGAUCACCUGCGAUCAGCAGGAGCUACUCCGUCUGCUGGAGGAAACGCACAAGUGGCAGAUGCAGACACCUGCUUUGAAGAACUUCUAUCAGCAAGAUAUGGAGAUCCUUAGCUACUAUACGACUCUCUGUCACGUAUACGAUGUAAUCCUCGAGCAGGGCGAGCAAAACUGCAAGGCAAAGGUGGCCAAAAUGUCGGUCCAUCUGAGACAAAUACAUCAACUGGGAACCUUGUGCUCGCUUUUAGAGGAUAUUUUCCUCCUCGUCUUUCUUCGCUGGGAACAAUUGGACCAGAACUCCCAGAAGCGAAGGGAGGACGAGGACGACGAUGAGGAGGAUGACGAUGAGCAGUAUGUGGAUGAUGAUGUUGCCAGUCCACCUCGACCCACCGUUCCGCAGAGUCAGCGAUCCAGAUACGGAUUCAUCAUUCGAUCCCCUUCUCUUGUGGCGCUAUUCACAUUCCUUAAGACGUUUGUCACAAAGAAGUUGCACUCCCAGGACUUUAGAAGUGCGACGGAACACCAGCAACGUUUCCACCGCCUGGUCGAAGCCAUAAGCGAGGCUCUUUGGAAGUUGGGAGUGCUCCAGAAGAUCGACCAGUCCUUGGCUAAGGUAACGCCGUCGCUUACCUGUAUUCUAGAGCCGGAACAGCUUCUUCAGCUGGUGCAGCUCCACAGUACCGCCAAGGAGAAGGCCUCCAGUGACGAUGAAAGCCGUGAACGCAGCAACCACGCUUCAAGCUUGAACCGGAGAAAGGCCAAGAAGCAACGUCGUGCGGUUAGUUUCAGCGGAGCAGCUACGCCAAAGCCCUCGGGGGAUGCAGGCCCGAGUAUCGAUCAGUGUCGGGCUCGUGCCCAAUUCCUUUGCCCUGGUGGGAAUCGGAAGAAUUCGUGCGCCACUCCGGUCAAUGAACGAUGCAUUAUUCCGAAGAUGCUCAGUACUCCCGAGCAACUGGCCAUCAUGGCAUUGGCCUUAAAGAACUUCAACGAUGUCAAGCAGAUCAUUGAGACCUUUCACUUGGAGCAGAGCCAGCUGAGCCGGGAAUUGCAGUUCAUGGAGCAGCAGCAGCAGGUCAAGUUGAAGCUAGCCACCAUUUACGCCAAUUACCAGGCCCUUGAGGCACAACAGCCCAACUCCGGAGAGACCACGGUCGAGCAAAUCAAGGGUGUGGCAGCCAAAGGAUUUGAGUUGUCGAAGAUCAUCAGUGUGGUGGACAACUUUGCCCAAGCACAGCGGCUUCACCAGAGCCCGGAACUUAAGGAGCUGAUCCAGAAACACAGUGGACAACAUGCUUUUCUGCAACAGUUUGAGGAACGCAAUCUGAACGCGCUAAUGAUUUGUGAUUUGAUCGUAAACCUUGGCUUCAACCGGGAAAUCACCAGCAACCUACUGUUGGUCAUUCGACGACAGCAACAGCAGAAGAUCCCCAUCGAUGAAGCGAAUGUCACCUCUGCGUCCUCUGAGAUCGGAGCCAUGAAUCUCCUGCAAAAUCUGUGCGAGUGCAUGCGCCUGUUGGAGCGAUCCGGUCAGCAGCCGGCCCUGAACCAGAUGCUUUCCCUCCAGAGUUAUCCACUCCGACCGGCGGUUCUGGCCUUACAACUCCAGCGGGAGACUGCCUUCAAAGUACUCUAUGGCAAGCAACCAAUGGAGUAUGCGCAUGGGGAAGAGCUCAGAGCCAACGCCGGACAGUUCCAGCAGCUACGCUCCAGACACAACUACUAUGCCAGAUUUUGUAAUUACGUUCAACAGUUGGCGCGCCUCUUGCAGCUCAGAGAUCCCAAUGUGGAGUACCACACCACGCAGCUUUUGAAAAAUGAUCCGUACGAAGUCAUCGGGGAACUAAUCUACGAGUGCGGAAUAACGCCAUUGGAGAUUGAGGCUAGUGUGGCAGCGCUGCAUCUGAACUUGGUUCAUGUGAUCGCCCUCAACAUAUGUCCGCAGCUGGCGGAUGAAACUGCAGGACGAUCUCCACGUAAAGUAGCACCCCAGAAGCAGGAAUCCAUCCACAACUACAUUGCCCAGCACAAUCAGCUCUUGGCGCAACUCCUGUGGGCUGUGCAACACGGUGAUCUACCCGGGGGAGACGAAGGAUUGGACUUCACCUACCUGGGAAAUCUGAUGCACCUGCCGGAGGUGGAAAUCCAGUCUGCCAUGGACAGCGGUAACCGUGUCCUGGCCGCCCUGAAAGCGUAUAAGUUGGACAGUUCCAACUUAGAGAAGCUUGUGCCCAACCGAGAAAUGUUGCUGCAAAUCCUCCUGCUAGGAACAGGUGGACCAACAGAAUCUCCGGAGAAAAUAAACCUUCGAAUAGACUGUUACAUUGAAGAACUUAUCGAACAGGACCCGCGUAACAUUCAGCUUGUGGUGCACAUGAGUGAUCUUGGCAAGCGGGCUCAACUUUUAAAGGAGCACUUCACCCGUAUCUCCAGCAGCCAGAUGGCCAAGGAGCUAAUCGAGCGUUCAUUGCAGCAUCGUCUGGCGGCCACGGCAAUCCCACCCUUCCUGCGCUCCCAACUGGAGCACACACUCUCCGAUAUAACCAUAUACGCCAGGGUAUCGGCUCUGCUCCAGUUCGAGAGCUGGCCGCAGGCCUACGAUUUUGGCCGCCAGACCCCGAACGUGAUCUUCGAGCAGUUGUUGCAGCGCCGCCGAUUCAAACUGUGCCUCGAAUGGAGCCGGGUGGUCCUAUUGGCCAAAUGUGAAGCUCAGCAGCGGGUUUGCCUGCUUACGCUACUGGAUGCACUUCUGGAGCUGCAGGAUGGCGAGGAGGUUGACGAGUCGCUGCUAGAAAUUGUGGAGAUGUUUCCGGCCAGUUCUUUGGUCAACUUUUUGGACACGCAUAAGGAUAAGUUCAGGUCCCUAACGCUGCUCCAAUGGGUCAUCGAUUACUUGGAGGUCCAUGCCCGAGAUCCGCGUCUGUACCGGAACUAUCAGCUCUCCCUGGAAAUGCUGCGACAGAUAGAUGUCAGUGAACGUCCACUUUUCUGGAAGUUGCUUCGGCACCCUCUACUCAUCGUGGAACAGCUGGUGAUGAACGCCCGAUUCGAGCUGCUGGGAAAGCUGUUGGAUGCCAGUCGGGUCAAGUUACAGAAGGAGAAACCCUUGGGACCGUGUCCGUAUUGUUUUGAGAAGCGUGGCCACAUCUACGAUGUGCAACCAGGAGGCACUCCCGCCAAGAUUCGGUUUCAACUGGGACAAACCACAUCGGAGGCCUUCAUCCUGCUGAAUUUCAACUCCUACCAACAGGACCACUUUGUGGGGCAGGAGUGCUUGGACCUAUUGCUUCGAAUUUACGCCAGUAAGGCCUUGGACUACAACGUGGCCAAUGUGCGUGCCCCUUCCGAGCCAAGCUCUUUAGGCACGGACGUGCAUAAUUCGCUGGACUCCCUGUGCGGUGCCUUCGUAAUGCCCAAGCAUGCCCCCACCCGCCAGCAGUGGACCCGCGACGAAGAGGCCACCCACUGCAUGUGUUGCAGAAGGGCAGCUUUCACAAUGCUUAUGCGACGCCACCACUGUCGCCGGUGCGGACGAGUGGUGUGCUAUGCCUGCUCCACCCAUCGGAUGCGCAUCCCGGAGCUAUACGAUGAGCUGGAGGUGCGCAUCUGCAAUGAUUGCGCCAGUUGCUUGGCCCCCAAGGGUCAGAAUGAUGGGUCUUCCAGUGAAAGGAGUGUCACAACCGGUUCGGGAUCAGGAUCUUCGGGUCAGAGUGAUGCUAGCAAGUGGCGGCUUAGCGGGAUCAUCACACAUGAUAAGCUGUUGCGCGAGGAGUUCUCAUACGAGCAUGCCCCCAGUGUGGCACUCAGCUUGUCGAUUCUGAAAAAUCACCACGAACAGCGUAGUUGCGUCGAACUUCUGCUGUUCCACUGCCGCAAGCUGGAAAAGCUGAUUGUCCCCAAUCCAGAGGUGGACUAUGGCCUGGUGGCUAAAAUGAUCAACUGCCUGUCGUUUGCAGCGAAGGUUCGUGGAGCACCUGGGGAGUUUGAAAACAUUCGUGAACAUUCGGAAAUCAUUAUGGCCGUGGUGCAGCAGGGUUGCGAAUCCCUGAUUCCGGCCGGGCCACUCACUAAUCAGAAUCUGCGUAAAUUGGCUGAUGCUCUCGUGGAGGCCGAGCACUGGACCCUGGCCUUGGAAGUGCACCUCAAGUUCGGAUUUGCCACCACAGGGGUAAUGGCGGCCCACGGACUGGCCUGUCUUCGUGCCGGCUGCUAUGAAGCUGCCCGGGAGAAAUUCGGCCACUGCAUGACUCGGCUCUCCAGCGAACAACUCAAUAGUAUCAUCUACAAGAGCAUGUUUGGAGCCGCCCCCCCGGACGCUUUGCUCCUUCCUAGAAAGCGUCCACAGCGAGGACCAGCUUUGCUCCGGGAAAUCCUGCAACUAAUAGCGGCUAUGCCGCAAUCACAGCCACAGCCGGAGACUCUUCAGCGGGCCUCGUUGAUCCGUAGUUCCAAUACCUCACUGGCUUCGCUAUUCUCGCGAAGAAGGGAGCCUUAUGUGCAGCAGCGACCGCUCCAGGAGCCGGCCCUAAAUGUGAUGAAUGCUCUGGCCGGUCUCAAAAACAUAACCAAAGGAAACUAUGGCACUCUGGCUACACCUCUCGAGGAUAACCGGCGACAGGAACGUGGAUUCGAGGAGUCACUGCACUAUGUGCUCACCUAUGGUAGUCAUGGCGACAUCCUUGCCUUCCUGCUCGGACGUAAUGAGCUUCGGGCAGCAUUGCGCUAUUGGAAGCACCAACAGUUGGACGCCGACCUUUUCAUCCAGCACAUCUUCCAGCCCCAACUGGCCAGCGGCUCUCUGCCCCUUUUGGUAGAUGAACUGCAGCAACUGGAUGAUUCUCAGGGGAGUGGGUGGCAACUACCGCUCUUGCAAACCUGCUCCCACCUGGUGAAGCAUCAACAGCUCAACUCACUCUACCAGUUGCAACUCCUCCUGAAGGACCCGAUACGGGCCAGCAUGACCUGUGUGAAAUUCUAUCCCCUGCAAUGCGAGAACUUCCAGAGAUUGCACACCAAUGCCCAGCACCUGCUCUCAGCUCAAAUGCACCUGCAGGGCGAAUUGGACCUGGCCGAGUGGGAGCUUCUGCAGCGGCAACAGGGGCGACGGGCAAGCGUAGUGAGCACUGCCAGUACUCGAGACGCCAGCUUCGCCAUGCAGAUGGAUGCUAGAGCGCUCAAUGGACACAUCAACACCAUCCGCCGACAAAUCGAGGUGGCUAAGUUCCUGGCCCUUUGCGAACGGGAGCAGCCGCCCGAUGAGCCGCUCCGGACUCUACAAGCUCUCAAACAGAUUCGUCUGGAGUCCACUAGAGCGAAUCUUCCCACGCUGUUUGAAGGCACCUCAGAUCGGAUUCAAAUAUGUAUCUUGAUUUUGCUGUGUGGUAAGAACAUUGACGAAGGCUUUGGCCUUGCAUACGGAAUUAUACAAGACUACAAGUUGCCCACAAUCAAAGUGUUCGGAGCCACCGCCAAGUACCUAGCUCGCAAUAAACGUCUGGCGGAGGUGGAUCGUCUGCUGGACUGCAUUGGCAGCAAUAAUGGCAAUGCCAUUUCCACCGAAACCGAUGAGAUUCUCUCGACUGCCGUCAAUGCCGCCGUGCAUAGCAAUGCACCGGAAACAAAUCAAAUUCUCGAUCGCCUCAUCCAGCGCAUCGGAAGUGUGGAGCUGCGCAUCUCCUCGUACAUUUACAUCGGCCAGCUUAAGGCCGCCUACAUGCUAGCCAACAUGCAUGGUCGCUUGGAGGACGUGAAGCGCAUUCUGCGUCAGGCUGAGCUCACCGGUCAAGUGGCCAUAAAGAAGCUGUGCGAGAAGAAGCUCAAAUUCAGCGCCUCUCUAACGCCUAUGUGAUAUUUCAAACCCUCGGGCCAAACCCAUUUUAUACAAUUAUAUUUCGUAGGGAUUUUAAGGUUUUCCGAUAAAGUGGUACACAAAAUGUCAUACAUCAUCGAAUUUUAGGAUUAUUAUAUUAAUUUUACCACUUUGGAAGGUCCUUUGAAACCCCUAAUUAUUUUAUGUCUGGGUCUAGGAUAGGAAAUUUGUUUUUAGAAACUAAAACUUAUAUAGAUCAAUUUUAACCUUCCAAAGGGCCAGCAAGUAUUCUACCCUCUCGAGCUCAAAGACUCCCAACUAACCAAAUUAUAUUAUUGAUUGUACUGUAUUAUCUCAAUGUUAUCAAUGUUUAUAUAUAUUAAAUAUACUGUUAUAUGUUUAUUCACA